AUGAAUUGUGUGCGAGGAAAUGUGCAAGUGGUUUGCAAUGAAGAAGGUAUUGAAUUCUGCGCUACCACACUAUUUCCUUUUACUGCUACGAUUUUUAAUGAAAAGAAGCGAGUUCCAGGGGUUGAUGUGAUCGGCCAAUAUUUUUCUUGGAAAGAUAGUGUAAUGGUAACUGUGACUGGUGAUCGCUACGCAGAAAUGUUGAAGACCUUUCUGUGUCCCACACUAGGCGAUUUGGAUUCCGUUCACAUGUGGCUCCAACUAGACGGUGCCACAGCUAGCUUAUACAGCACGACGAUCGCUAAGAGUGUUAAAAGCAGCAUACCACGAAUAUGA
Molecule: messenger RNA, 333 nt
Organism: Necator americanus (New World hookworm)
Lineage: Eukaryota; Metazoa; Nematoda; Chromadorea; Rhabditida; Ancylostomatidae
Exons: 3
Coding region: 1-333 (110 amino acids)
Source: RefSeq, a predicted model, not a curated record